Molecule: messenger RNA, 759 nt
Organism: Colletotrichum truncatum
Lineage: Eukaryota; Fungi; Ascomycota; Sordariomycetes; Glomerellales; Glomerellaceae
Source: RefSeq, a predicted model, not a curated record
AUGAGUGACCUCGUCCGGAAAGACGGCGGCUUGCAGUCCACCAUCCGCAUCACCGACCAGUCCUACGACACCAUCCCAGACUGCUGGCACCGCACUUCUCACACCCGCCGCCUCAUUUUGCCAGAGUUCCUCUUUAAGUUUGAAGGCAUUGACUCUGUGUCUCUUGGGCUGCGGGACCUGGGGAGUCGCUUGGAGGAGCUGAGCAUCCGCGUCAUCACCCACAACCUUUUCCGUUCCUUGUCAUGGCUGCACAUGAAGCAUCUCAAAGCCGACAUGUUCCACAUCCUCCCUGCCACGGAGCGCACCAGCCCUCUGCUCCUGGUGUUUGCCUUGUCUCUGCAGAGACAAAACAUGCCCUCCCUUCAAGAUACCGAGACACUCACCUGGCUUCUGUGGCGGCCUUCCAAGGAACGGGCUCGAAAGAAAAGUGACGUGGCAGGUCGAUAUGGGCUGGAGGCCAGGGACGAAGUCAUUAAGGCGCUCGAGGAUCUUGUGGCCGGGAACGGCGAGAACAUGGACUACCGACAGGAUGAUAUCGAACUUGACGCCGAAGAGGUUGCAGUAGUGGCCCUGGUGGACCGAGUUCAACCGCCCGAGAGGCUUGUCAGCACUGCCGGAGCCGUCGGCCACUUCAGUGGGCGCAGGAGCCGUAGUGAUAUGGUUUCCAUGAGGGGACAGGACAGCUGUGUCGCUGGGGGCCUCAGACUUGCGGCCAAGGGUGUUGAUGCAGACUUCGAUGGCAGGUUGCCGCACCCGUAG